ACCGGGCGCAGCCGCCGCCGCCGCCUCAGCCGCAGCAGCGCCGACACCGCCGCGCCCUCCUGUCCUCCUCUUCCUCCUCCUCCUCCUCCUUCCUCCUCCUCCUCUUCCUCCUCCUCGUGGAGCCCGCAGCCUCCUCGCCCCUCUCCCCCCCGGACCCCGCGAAGAUGGUGGACCGCGAGCAGCUGGUGCAGAAGGCCCGGCUGGCCGAGCAAGCCGAGCGGUACGACGACAUGGCGGCCGCCAUGAAGAACGUGACGGAGCUGAACGAGCCCCUGUCCAAUGAAGAGAGGAACCUGUUGUCCGUCGCCUACAAGAACGUGGUGGGGGCUCGGCGCUCGUCCUGGCGAGUCAUCAGCAGCAUCGAGCAGAAGACCUCUGCGGAUGGCAACGAGAAGAAGAUCGAGAUGGUCCGUGCCUACCGCGAGAAGAUCGAGAAGGAGCUGGAAGCGGUGUGCCAGGAUGUGCUGAGCCUGCUGGACAACUACCUGAUCAAGAACUGCAGCGAGACGCAGUACGAGAGCAAAGUCUUCUACCUGAAGAUGAAAGGGGACUAUUACCGCUACCUGGCCGAGGUGGCCACCGGGGAGAAGAGGGCGACCGUGGUGGAGUCUUCGGAGAAGGCCUAUAGCGAAGCCCAUGAGAUCAGCAAGGAGCACAUGCAGCCCACCCACCCCAUCCGGCUCGGGCUGGCGCUUAACUACUCGGUUUUCUACUACGAGAUCCAGAACGCGCCGGAGCAGGCCUGCCACCUGGCCAAGACAGCCUUCGACGACGCCAUCGCCGAGCUGGACACCCUCAACGAGGACUCCUACAAGGACUCAACGCUCAUCAUGCAGCUCCUCCGCGACAACCUAACGCUCUGGACGAGCGAUCAGCAAGACGACGACGGCGGAGAAGGCAACAACUAGACCCCCCCGAUGGACUGGCAGCCGCACGCUGAUGCUAACUACUGCAGUCUUUAUUUUUUUCCCACGAGUGGGGGGGGGUCCGGGGUGGGGGAGGGAAAGGGAGGGGACACCUUCCCAGGGAGGCCCCCCACAACCUGUCUUUGAUUGCCUCGUUGACAUUUUUGCCAAAACACCACUAGUGGAAGUCAGGCUGGCUGUGCUGGUAUGGAAUAGCAGCCUCACUGGCAUAUGGACUGUUCUGUAGAUUAUUAAUACAAGUGGAGCUGUCUUUAAUUUAACUUUAUUGCUAGAAAUAAAAAAAAAAAGGGUUUUAAGACGAAUUUGCGUGGAUGGAAUGGCCCUCAUUUUUAAGGAAAGCAACGCAAAAACAUUUGAAAAAAAAAAAAAAGGGAGUUCUGUGGUUCCAGUAAGGCUUCGAGCGUUUGUUUCCGCAGCCCGGGUGCCGUGUGCCCGCACCACGCCGCGGGGCCUCUCUCUGCAGCGCUCUGCCUGCCAGGGCACAGCUGCAAAUCCCCAAAUUGAGAAGGAAUUAAAAACAAAACCAACAAAACUAAAGAAUUUGGGGCUCUCAAAGCCCUGGGAUUUAGGCCAUCCAAUCUUUUUUUUUCUUUUUUUUUUUUUCCUUUCUUUUAAUUUUUGGUUGAGAUAUUUAUUAGGGUAGCUUACAGUAUUAACACUAAAUUGCAGUUUACAGUAUUUCUACAUUACAGCCAUAUGACAUCAAGCCUUUGAUUGUCUGUUUUUCUUUCUUUUGCUAGUUCUUUUGGCUUGCCUUCCUGAGCAGUCCUCGCCUGUGGACUGGCUUUAGCUAUUCUGUGUCGCCCAAGGCAAGAAGACCGCCCGCCCGAGGAACAUCAAAGCUGCUCUAGUUUUUUGGUCAACAGCUUAACAGGUGCUUGGCUAGCGGCUGUUUCAACUAUUUUAAGUCCACAGCAAAAGGUUUAAGAACUUAAUUAGACAAAGGGGGAAGUGUUUAAACUUAAAAAUGCCACUUAAAUAAAAAACAAUAAAAAAAUAUUAAAAAAAAGAGCAUUCAGGUCUGUAUGUCAUGUACUGUGUUUGGUAUUUCAAAAGACCAUCCUGAUUUAAGGUGCCACAGCUGCUUCCUCAGGGAUUGCACUGCCAUUUCACUCUGCCUGACUUUCUCCCACUGUACCAUGAGGUUUGUCAGCAGAUCUCCAGCACCCAGGGCUCCCUUGUUUGUCACCAGGGAAGCCGGGUGUGUUUUCCUUUCUCCUGGGGAAGCUUGUGGUGUAAUGAGUGAACUUCAGGAGCUUAGACACUAAUUUGGUAGAGGAAUUCCUCAAGGGAAGAGCUACAAUCAUAGACAUUUCUGUCCACCAUCAGGAGCCCAGGAACUUAGUUCUCUUCUUAGCAAAAUCUUUUCUCAGUCUGUCUGAUCCGGCCGGGGGUGGGAGUUGGGGCAUCUGAAUUGCUUAGCAGGUACUACUUACCCCAUUUUGAGUAACUUUAGCUUUCAGUUGGAUUUUUCCCAUGGUCGUUGGAGGUUCAGUGCUGUUCUCUGGCUCGCGGAGUGCUGUGCAGUGAGGAGAACCCGCGCUCGUGCUUUAGCUCCCUGUCGAGAUUCUGCCGCAGAUUUUGGAGCCCGGCUGUCCCUGGCCCUUGCGAGAGCCAGCCCGACCCGGCUGUGGUGAGGCACACACGGCACCGCCGCUGCCGGCCCGGGGCACGGACACGGCUCCGGCCCGCUCGGCUUUGCCCAGCCCGGGUUCCCCGCUCCGAGCGUCCCGCAGGGGAUGCGGGCACAGCGAGGGCUGUGCUGCCGGUGCGUGCCGGCACCGGGAGAUGCUUUAGGCUUCUGAGCUCCCUCUGUCGACCCCCGUGUCCCGUGAGCAGUGUUGUCCCAGCUGUAUAAUUGGAAGUGAUUUACUGGAAUUACAAAACCUAUCUUUUUUUUUUUUUUCCCUUUUCUUUUUGUCCUCCAAAUAAUUGCUACUCUUUUUGGCUUUUUCGCUCUGGCUGCUUUAGGAAACUUAUGCAGGAGAGAUGGCACAAGAGGGCUAAAAACGGAGUGGGGGUCAGGGACUUGAUUUUUAAGCAGCUUGAAUGGUUUCUUUCAUUUUCUAAGAGAUGCACUUGCCUAUGAUACUGUCUCUCCAGUGAAAUGAUUACUGCUCCAUUACUCUAUUGAUACAAUAUUGUGCAUGCUAGUGUCGUAUUUCUAUACAGUAGCUUGAAAUUUAUUAACUUAUACUGUAGAUGUUAUGUAUUCCUAUGACAAAAUAGUCUUCAAAAAUUUUUUAAAGUUUUUUAAUUUAUUUUUCUUUCCUUUUUUUUUUUCGGGGGUAAAGUUUGCUCUACCAAAUAGUGAUCGUAACAAACUGAUCUGUUAUGGAUGUUGCUAUAGUGACAUGCAAUUAUAUAUGAUUUUGUUUUUAAAAAGGAAAAAAAAAAAGCAAAAGAAAACACCAGUGUUAGCUUAAUCUUAAUGUCUGGUGUUCGUCAUGGUGAAAUUAUAACUAUUACAGUGUAGGAGAACAAUGACUGUGUUCUUUGAAUGAGCCUUUGUUUGUGCUUUUUGUCAUGUUAUGCAGUGAACUAUUUUUAAGGUCUAAUCAGUGAUUAUUUUUCCAACUCCGUGUUUCUGUAAGGAAUUAUUUCACACACGGACCAUUCUUAGCAGUUUUUCCUCAGUGAUGGAAUAUCAUGAAUGUGAGUCAUUAUGUAGCCGUCGUACAUUGAGCAAAUAAACUUACAGAUCUGACGUCAGCGCUGCUUAA
Messenger RNA from Passer montanus (Eurasian tree sparrow), 3649 nucleotides. It is a transcript of the gene YWHAG, whose product is annotated as tyrosine 3-monooxygenase/tryptophan 5-monooxygenase activation protein gamma. The coding region runs from base 165 to 908 and encodes 247 amino acids. Gene Ontology annotation, cellular component: cytoplasm. Gene Ontology annotation, biological process: signal transduction. The record is from RefSeq and is a predicted model, not a curated record. Gene Ontology annotation, molecular function: protein kinase C binding. The transcript is spliced from 2 exons. Lineage: Eukaryota; Metazoa; Chordata; Aves; Passeriformes; Passeridae.